Molecule: messenger RNA, 1030 nt
Organism: Nymphalis io (European peacock)
Lineage: Eukaryota; Metazoa; Arthropoda; Insecta; Lepidoptera; Nymphalidae
Product: general odorant-binding protein 1-like
Exons: 3
Coding region: 1-501 (166 amino acids)
Molecular function (GO): odorant binding
Source: RefSeq, a predicted model, not a curated record
AUGAUUUGGAACAAAAAAUGGUGUCUCACGGUUUUCAUCUGUCUACUGUAUCCAGCGUACCACGUCCACGCGUCACAGGACGUCAUGAAGAAACUAACAACCGGCUUCGCGAAGGCGUUAGACCAGUGUAAGGAAGAAUUGGGUCUCGGCGAUCACAUAAUCCAAGACUUCUUCAACUACUGGCGAGAGGAAUACGAGUUAGUGAACCGGGACAUGGGCUGUGCCAUCAUGUGUAUGGCGUCUAAGCUGGACCUUAUCACAGAUGAUAUGAAGCUGCAUCACGGAAAAGCUCAUGAGUUUGCUAAGAGUCACGGUGCAGAUGACGACAUGGCCAAGCAGCUCGUAGGAAUGAUUCACGAAUGCGAAAAGACUCACGUUGCAGUCGUAGACGAUUGUAUGAAGACUUUGGAAAUCGCUAAAUGUUUCCGAACCAAGAUACAUGACCUCAAAUGGGCACCUUCCAUGGAGAUCAUCCUUGAAGAGAUAAUGACGGAAGUUUAAAGAAUUAUUAAUAGACUGGAAUCUAUUACUGGAGUUUUGUGUGACCAAAAAAUUCUUUUUUAAUUUUUAAAAUCAAAGUUUUUUUUUUGUUUAAACUAAAUAUCUUAAACCGCUUAUUGCUACUAAUUUAUUUUAAUUUGAUUUGUUUUGUGACCAUCAAGAAAUUCAUGUCUGCCUGUGUUUCUGAGUGAUGGUCACUUGGUUGUAUCUCUAAACAAAUGAUUCCUUGUGAAGUUCAUUUUCAUUUCGCUCGGUAGGUGAUAUUGGUAUGACCGACCUUUACGUUUCCGUGUUCGUCUGUAUAAUCAUAUUUAAACGUAGUUUCUUUUGAAUUCAAUGCCUAAUACAAGUAUAACGGAUGUAUCAAAUAUUUCCAGUUAAAACAAAUUAUGCAAAAUAAACGACAUCGGCUUCGUUUUAUGGAAUUGUAAUUAGCUUCUCCUUGUAACUCGUCAGCUAGCCUUAAGUUGUAUCUUAACUUUAUAGUUUUAUAUUAAUUAAUCGGUGUGGUAGCUUUAAUAUUGUGACA